Molecule: messenger RNA, 1608 nt
Organism: Stegodyphus dumicola
Lineage: Eukaryota; Metazoa; Arthropoda; Arachnida; Araneae; Eresidae
Product: cell surface glycoprotein MUC18-like
Molecular function (GO): protein binding
Source: RefSeq, a predicted model, not a curated record
AUGGCACAAAAGUUCUCAGCCAUACUCAACAAUUUUUUGUCAGCUACUUUUCUAAAUGUGUGGCUGAGCACUGUCAUGAUGAAAGACAACACCUCGAAGAAUGUACCCCCAAGAGAAGUUAUUAUCAUGGACGAGUAUGGGCAACGGCUAAUGGAAACUGUUGGACCAGUUGAUGAAGGCUCAAACAUAACGCUCAUUUGUGAAGCAGAAGGAGGUUCUCCUAUACCGUCAGUCACGUGGUGGAGGGAUUCUGUUCUGCUGGACGACACUUAUUACAUCACAACGCAAGGAGCUGUCCGAAACGAAAUUACAUUAACGAAACUGCGACGAAGCGACUUGAUGGCUGUCUUAUCCUGUCAAGCCAACAACAACAAUCUCACGUCACCCACCACAAACUCCGUUUCAUUGGACUUAAAUCUGAAACCCCUAGAUGUCCGACUUAUUAGUCCUCACCAUCACCUCUCUGCUGGGAAACGAGUGAUGCUGGAAUGUGAAUCUACCGGAUCCAGGCCAGGAGCUCUAAUUACAUGGUGGAAAGGCAAACAGAAGAUCCAGACCGGAAAUGAAGUAAUAUCCGACAACGGAAAUCUAACUCUCAGUACCUACUCCUUUGUCCCCACUGCAGAUGAUCACGGAAAGAAAUUCACGUGCACCGCCGAAAACCCAUCCUUGCAACAUAGCUUGAUUGAAGAUUCUAAAACUUUGACGGUUCAUUAUCUACCUGAGCUUCGUCUCGCUCUGGGAGCAAGCAUCCAAUAUACGGCUAUCAAAGAAGGUAGCGAUGUUUAUUUCGAUUGUAACAUAAGGGCUAAUCCAUGGGUACAUGACGUCAGCUGGAGAUUCCAAGACCGAUUAUUGUACAGCAACACUUCUGCCGGAAUCAUCGUCAGCAAUCAGUCUCUUGUAUUGCAAAGAGUUAAAAAAGAACAUCGGGGGAUGUACCAGUGUGUGGCUGUCAACUCAGAAGGAGAAGGGCGUAGUGAAGAAGUCCAACUAGAUGUCCAGUUUGCUCCAAUCUGCAAGACAAAACCAGGAAUUGUGCUAGGAGUUGCUCGACACGAGACUGUGAACAUUACAUGUGAAGUUGACGCAGAUCCUGCUGACAUCCGCUUUAGAUGGACACUCAACAAUACAUUAGAUAGCAUGGACUUGCACGACUUUACGGCAGAGGGACGCAUCAGCACUGUCCAAUACACGCCACGUGCCAUGCUUGGGUAUGGAGUGCUGCAGUGCUCGGGUACGAAUAGCAUAGGUAGACAGAAAGAACCAUGCGUAUAUCGCAUUGUUCCUGUAGGUCCCCCAGCAACAAUGAGAAACUGUCAGGUCACGAACCAGACAGUUGACUCUCUUCUAAUACAGUGCGAACAAGGAUAUGAUGGCGGCUUAGCCCAAACAUUUCAUUUGGAAGUGUACGCUUCAACUGACGAACACCUCACUGCCAAUAUAAGUACUGUAGAUAGCCCAGUUUUCUUGGUUACAGACUUGAAAAUGGCGACGUCUUACAUACUAGUUCUGUAUGCAGCCAAUGCCAAGGGAAAGAGUAAUUCUGUGGCUAUAAUGGCAACUACUUUGUUGCCCGCAGAAAGAAGAACAGGCAAGAAUUUCUGA